Messenger RNA from Hippocampus zosterae (dwarf seahorse), 1134 nucleotides. RefSeq names its product cytochrome c oxidase assembly protein COX11, mitochondrial (gene cox11). NCBI's taxonomy places the organism in Eukaryota, Metazoa, Chordata, Actinopteri, Syngnathiformes, Syngnathidae. The record is from RefSeq and is a predicted model, not a curated record. Gene Ontology annotation, molecular function: copper ion binding. Gene Ontology annotation, cellular component: mitochondrial inner membrane.
CUGGUUCCUUGUGUAAUGUGUCACCCUCAAACAUGUCCGCUCGUUCGUUCGAUUCACCCGGUGAAUGACAGCUAUAUAAUCAAAAAUGGUCAGGAGAUUGUUUUGUUUCUAAAAUUAAGCGUUUUUAUUCCGUAAUUUAAUUUAUUUAUUUUUUCGUGCCGACCAUUCGUUCGUGCUGGACUGUGGACACUUGCAGGUGAUCCACUUCCUGCCAUGCUGCUGUCACCUCUCCUCCGCCACUCACUCCGCGGCCUCGGGUCCUCGGCCCUCCUGCCUCCCAUAUGCUUGAGGGCUCUUCGCUGCGAUGCCAGGAGGCCGCUGCACUUCCUGUGGCGGAGGACGCCCCUGUGCCCCCACAUCCAGAGCCGAGGGGUCAAGAUCAGAAAGCGUCCAAGCUUCGAGGAGCAGCAGAAGGCUCGGAACAAGACGGUGCUGACCUACGUGGUGGCCGCCGGCGUAGCCAUGGUUGGCCUAUCAUACGCCGCAGUGCCGCUUUACAGGCUCUACUGCCAGGCGGCGGGACUCGGCGGCGCGGCAGUGGCAGGCCAUGACUCGGACCUGGUGGCCAACAUGGAGCCCGUGAAGGAGCGCGUCAUCAAAGUCACCUUCAAUGCGGACACGCACGCCAGCAUGCAGUGGAACUUCAGACCUCAGCAGACGGAGAUCUUUGUGGUCCCGGGGGAGACGGCGCUGGCCUUCUACAGGGCAAAGAACCCGACAGACAAGCCCAUCAUUGGCAUCUCCACGUACAAUGUGGUGCCCUUUGACGCGGGGCAGUACUUCAACAAGAUCCAGUGCUUCUGCUUCGAGGAGCAGCGUCUGAACCCUCACGAGGAGGUGGACAUGCCCGUCUUCUUCUACAUUGACCCCGAGUUUGACUCCGACCCCAGGAUGGCUCGCGUGGACACCAUAACGCUCUCCUACACCUUCUUUGAAGCCAAGGAGGGACACAAUCUGCCGCUCCCGGGAUACAGCUACAACUGAGCGCAAAAACGGACUCGCGGCGAGACUUUUGACGUAAAGUUGGACCAAGAAGAGGAACUUUUUUUUCAGACAUUGGAAGUCACCACACUGCCAACUCGUCAUUUAGUGGAAACUUUUAAAGACUCAAAUCAAUAAAUCUUGAUCAAUUGA